This is a messenger RNA of Chelonia mydas (Green sea turtle), 819 nucleotides long. RefSeq names its product olfactory receptor 6N1-like. Gene Ontology annotation, biological process: G protein-coupled receptor signaling pathway. Bases 1 to 819 code for a protein of 272 amino acids. NCBI's taxonomy places the organism in Eukaryota, Metazoa, Chordata, Testudines, Cheloniidae. The transcript is spliced from 2 exons. Gene Ontology annotation, cellular component: membrane. The record is from RefSeq and is a predicted model, not a curated record. Gene Ontology annotation, molecular function: olfactory receptor activity; G protein-coupled receptor activity.
AUGCCCAUUGUCCAUCAAGAUACGGUGAAAGAAAGCAUCACCUCGGAAUGGCGUCAUUUCAUCUUAGUGGAGACCUACUACAGUUCCAUCAUCUUGCCUAGGAUGCUGGCCAGUCUGCUGACCGGGGACAGAAACAUUUCUGUUAGUGGCUGCAUCACGCAACUUCCUUUUUUUGGUUUCCUGGCAGCUACAGAAUGUUACCACCUAGCAGCGAUGUCUUAUGAUCGGUAUCUGGCAAUAUGCAAACCACUGCAUUAUGCCAUCCACAUGAAUGGUAGGAACUGCCUCUGGCUGGCAUCUGGGUCUUGGAUCAGUGGAUUUGUGGGCAGUACAAUAAUGACAUUUUUGGUAUCACAAUUAACUUUCUGUGGCCCAAACGAAAUUGACCAUUUCUUUUGCGAUUUCACCUCAAUGAUUAAACUCUCCUGCAGUGACAUCAGUCUGACCACCCUGGUGACUCUGAUACUUUCUUCCACUGAAACCCUGAUCUCGUUUCUGUUAACCAUGACAUCCUGUGUUUACAUCAUGAUCACCAUUCUGAGGAUCCCUUCCACCAGCAGGAGGCAAAAGGCUUUUUCCACCUGCUCCUCUCACCUUGCCGUGGUCACAAUUUUUUAUGGCACCAUAAUUAUCGUCUAUGUGAUGCCAAAAAACAGUACACUGAGAGAGCUGAGCAAAGCGUUCUCCAUCUUCUACACCAUCCUUGCUCCCCUGGCCAACCCCCACAUCUACAGCCCGAGAAACAGAGAGGUCAAGGAGGCCCUGAGAAAAGUUUGCUUUAAGUAUCUUGCAUUCACACGUUUUAAUGCAUUGGAAUAA